GGUACACGCAGCCAAUGAGGGCAGGAGGGAGUGCCCACAACAACCGAGAGGCGGUCCGCGUCGGCACAGACACAGCACACCUUCAGAUGGGGAUGAAGUAGCAGCGGCAGUCGAGCGACACAGAAAGAGCAGCGUCUGAACCGCGGAUCCGGAGGUUUUCUUCACUUGGGGGGGGGACAGGUGACCGACCGCUCCCGCGUCCUUCGGUGGAAAUUACUGCUCGUACACCUUCCAGGCACGCGCACCCUCCGAUUCCCACAAUAGAUGUGACUGAACUACAUUUCUGUCUGAUCAUCUAAGCCCGGCACACCAACAUGGAAAAUGCGCACACUAAAUCGGCGACUGAAGUUUUAGACAACUUCGGUGUGAACGAAAACACUGGGCUGACUCUCGAACAGGUCAAAGCCAACCUGGAGAAAUAUGGACCGAACGAGCUCCCAGCUGAAGAAGGCAAGUCCCUGUGGGAGUUGGUGGUGGAGCAGUUUGAAGACCUCUUGGUGAGGAUCCUGCUGCUGGCUGCCUGCGUCUCCUUU
This is a messenger RNA of Haplochromis burtoni (Burton's mouthbrooder), 533 nucleotides long. Its product is annotated as sarcoplasmic/endoplasmic reticulum calcium ATPase 1. Gene Ontology annotation, biological process: intracellular calcium ion homeostasis; calcium ion transmembrane transport. Gene Ontology annotation, molecular function: P-type calcium transporter activity. Lineage: Eukaryota; Metazoa; Chordata; Actinopteri; Cichliformes; Cichlidae. The record is from RefSeq and is a predicted model, not a curated record.